AUGCGCCGUGUGGGUCUCUCAGCCUGCGGGGUUUUUUUCCGUGGCGCACACGGAAGCCGCACGCAGUACCGCUGCGCCGUGCUGCCGCCCGUAGACCGCGUCGGCGGCGCAGGCGAAGAGGAGUCUCCCCGCACCUCCUACCGCUUUGCGGUGAGGGAUGAGGAGCGGGGCCUGUACGAUCACGGCCUCGACCCGGACGCGCGGCUUCUCAUGGCGGAGGCGGAGGCGCAGUACAAGGCGAGCGCCGACUACCUGCACGCCCCGCCGGGCGGUCUGCCCCCUCCAGAGCUGCGCUUGGACGCGGAGGGGGCGACAGUCUCGUGCAUCGCCGCCCCCUUCGCGGAGGAGUACGUGCCGUCUCACAAGGAGCGUUACGCCCACCGUGGGCACGUGGGCGAGCUCAGCAUGCAGCGCGCUGUGGAGCGGAAGUUUCUGCUCAACGCACAUGCGGAGUUAAACCUGCGCAAGGAACGCCAGCUGUGCGAGAUGAUGUCCUCCCCAAUGCCGUCGCUCCAAAAGGCUGGGGAAGUGGAACGUUUGCUGCAUGACUUUUACCUCCAGCGGCUAGCCCUCUCUCCCCGCAACGUGGAGGCCAUUGUCGCUCUAUGGGCGCAGUGCAGCGUGGAGGAACGCCUCGCAGGACGGGCGCAGGUGCCGCAGUUGACGUCGUCUACUUCCGCUGGGGAGAGGGGUGUUGAUUCCGUGGCCGCCGUUGAUGCGGUGCCAUUUUUGCCUGCCAUGAAGCGACUGUACUUUCAUGCCCGUCAGACGCACGUUGCCCCCACGCCGCUGGUCCUUGAGUGCCUCAUGACGACACUGGCGGCUGUGAGCGCACCAGACAGCCGUGUCUUUCACCUUUCCAAUCGUUUACUCCUAGACGCUGACAAGUACGUUGUGCUGCCAACUCGCACGACGUAUGCCGCGUUUUUUGCCAUCUGCAGUCUCCACAACGCCAUGUCCUUUGCCGUGGCCCGCUUCAAGGAUGCUGUGGUGAACCUGCACGUUGCCGUGGACGCCACCAUGGCGACGGCGCUGUUGAAGGGCUUCUGCCAGAACGGAUUAGUGGAGGAGGCGCUGGCGCUGCUGGCGCGCAUUGAGCACGUCCCUUUGGACGUCCAUCUCCUUAACGCCUCUAUGGAAGUGCUUUUGCUUUCUGCACAGCCGCAGGCAUGCUUUGCCGCGUUUGACGCGACGCAGUCCUGUCCUCUGCAGCCCAAUGCGGAGACGUAUUCGCUUCUCCUCCUCGCAUGUGAGCGCUCAGGCCUUUGGUGCCGGGCCACCGCCAUCCUCGCCGACAUGCAGCGGCGUCGUGUGAAGGGCGACACCAAAACGCUGAAUUUGCUGCUGAAAGGGCUUCUCAAGGAGCGGCUGCACGACUACGCCCGCCAGCUGUAUGAAACGAUGGUGGCGAAGAAGGUGGAGGUCUGGCCUGCGCUGGACUCUCACAUGCGCCCCCCCGGAAAGCAGAAGAGUAGGAGGAGGCCGCCGCCACCCGCCACCCCCGCCCGCACGACAGAGUCGUGCUGA
Molecule: messenger RNA, 1527 nt
Organism: Trypanosoma conorhini
Lineage: Eukaryota; Euglenozoa; Kinetoplastea; Trypanosomatida; Trypanosomatidae
Exons: 1
Coding region: 1-1527 (508 amino acids)
Molecular function (GO): protein binding
Source: RefSeq, a predicted model, not a curated record